Messenger RNA from Geodia barretti, 257 nucleotides. The record is from the annotation of a GenBank genome assembly. Lineage: Eukaryota; Metazoa; Porifera; Demospongiae; Tetractinellida; Geodiidae.
UGAAAGGGUGAAACAUGGGGGCACUCAAGGAAUAUGCCGGUGUGAUCACGGCUGCGGUUACGGUGUUUGCCGCACUGGGCGCAUUGGGUCUGUGGGCUGUCAAUGUCCAGGUCACCCCGGAGCUCAACCGGCUGGAAGGGCGAAUUGAACAGCUCGACGGCAAGCAUCGACGCCAACCUGAAGGUCAUCAACGACAGGUUCAACCUGGUAGACGAGCGGUUCGAGCGCGUCGAUGACAGGUUCGACCUGGUGGACGA